Rhipicephalus sanguineus (brown dog tick) is the source of this 623-nucleotide messenger RNA. RefSeq lists its product as uncharacterized. The transcript has 3 exons. The coding region runs from base 1 to 546 and encodes 181 amino acids. The record is from RefSeq and is a predicted model, not a curated record. NCBI's taxonomy places the organism in Eukaryota, Metazoa, Arthropoda, Arachnida, Ixodida, Ixodidae.
AUGGGCAAGGGCCUCUCUGCUACAUCGCAUUCGCACAGGGUCAGCUCGUACGCCAGCGUGGCUCUACAAGAUAAGGCUUGCCGCGACGCUAUUGUGUCCUACUCAUUGAACCCGCUGAACCUUGCAACGAAGACCUCGCAAGGGGAACGGGUUUACAUUUCAGCGACUUCAGCCAAGUGGAGUGCGAUAUGCUUCUUUGAGCUCGCGCGGCCAGUGUUUCAGCGCACACCGUCGUUGAGCGAAGCCUCGUUUUUCUCGACGGAAGCCGAGGCGGCCAGUCAGCCAAGCGACGUCGUCGGUGAAGAGCUUCAUUCGCGACUCACCCGUACUGACUGGUGCGACUGCGAACAUUGCGUGGUACUCGACAACUUCAGCGAGGAGGAGUGCCUCUGCUGUCGAGAGAUGGGAGACCCUGUCACUGCUGCGCAGCCUGAAGGAUGCGUCACAGAGAACCCGGAGUUCCACCUCAAGUCUAAACAUCGCUGUGCUCCGUACUUCGAACAGUUUGUUGACCAAGAUCAACUGCACCAAGUUUCUAGAUUUUAAACUGCAUUUCAUCGACACCCUCGUUUGCUGGUCGUACAACCCAAGGUCUAACAAAAGUCUGUUGCAUUACAAGAGCG